Lindgomyces ingoldianus is the source of this 2655-nucleotide messenger RNA. RefSeq lists its product as uncharacterized. The transcript has 6 exons. Gene Ontology annotation, biological process: regulation of DNA-templated transcription; DNA-templated transcription. The coding region runs from base 1 to 2655 and encodes 884 amino acids. Gene Ontology annotation, molecular function: DNA binding; zinc ion binding; DNA-binding transcription factor activity, RNA polymerase II-specific. The record is from RefSeq and is a predicted model, not a curated record. Lineage: Eukaryota; Fungi; Ascomycota; Dothideomycetes; Pleosporales; Lindgomycetaceae.
AUGCCCACUCCUCCAGCUUCCUCGAAUGCCAGUGAUCAACAAGAUUCCCUAGACCUGAAGCCUCCGGCAGAGGACAUACAGUCGCAAGACCAGAAUUCGAAUCCCCCUCAAAAGCCCCAGAAAUCACGUCAUAGAGCUUCAGUAGCAUGCGCUUCUUGCCGAGAUCGCCGAAUUCGCUGCGUAGUUCCUCCAGGUCAAAAGGAGUGUACACAGUGCAAGCGAUCGGGAGUGGAAUGUGUUAUCAAGAAUGACGAUGAGCGAAGGAGGCCAAUCUCAAGGGCCUACAUGUGCUCACUUACGGAGCGAGUAGCUCUACUAGAAACCAUGCUGAAGGAGCGGGGCACUGAGCCACCUCCCGCAAACCAUCCCCCAAAGACUCGACAUGGCCUUCCACAAGAUCCCGAUCCUUCUCCGACCCGAAAAGCAGUAGAAGGACAUAAUCAGCAGCAAGAGCAAUCCAGCCCGGGAAGCCAGCCUAGCCCACAAGACGAAUUUGUUGACAUGGACCACAAUGACCAAGAUAGCAGUAGCCACCAGGGAGAAUGUGACAACGCAGGAUCUCCCUCGAUACUUUCAGCGCCGAAGAAGGACGGGAUGGUAAGCAGGCUGCUGUCUACUAGAGGACAUUUAAGCUUCGACCAACUGAGCGGCCGACUACGGUAUUUUGGCCCCACAACAAAUUGCCACGUUCAUUCGGAACUCGGAAACCCUAUGGACAUGCAACCAGAGUCCACAGAACAAGCUAGGAGAGCCGAAAAGAUAAUCAGGUCUCUGCCCAUGGAAACCUACGAUUAUCUGAUGGACUUGUUCUGGCAGUGUUAUAACCCGGUAAUCCAUGUACUACACCAAGAAGCGUUCAAUGAGGAUCAUGAAGCCGCUCGAACUCAGUUCUACUCUGGAUUUCUCCAUGUUUGCGUGCUAGCCAUGGGUUUCAGAUAUGCGGUCAAGGAACGACCCGACAUUCAGAAGAUUUCUCUUCCCAGUAUGGAGAGCACACUUCACCGGGAGGCAAAGUAUAUGCUAGAUCAUGAGCUUGAGAGACCAGGAGGGAUCCCAUCAGUAGUAGCUCUCCUACUACUUGGGGAUCUGGAAUGUGGAGUUGGCCGGGACAAUCUGGGCUGGCUAUAUGGAGGCCUCGCAGUCAGACUUGCCUUUGAUAUUGGGCUUCACCUUGAUACUAGAUCAUCUGGUCUUCCCGAACGCGAGGUGGAGAUUCGACAAAUGACAUUGUGGGCGUGUGUUAUUUAUGAUAAGUACUGGGCCCUCUUCCUCGGACGACCGACAAGUAUGAAAAGUGCCGAUCUUGAGAUAUAUUCCCUUUCCAAACAGUUCGAACGUCUCGGGACAUGUCGCCCGGCUGGGCUUGAGAAGAGCAUGGAGACACAAAUAUAUGAAGCACUGCUCGAUCUCAUGGAACUGGCAGGCAAAAUUACGGAGAACAUGGAUCCUCGAUCGCAAAGUCCGGAUUCAGCUAUCAAUCGGAAUCAGUAUCUCCGCAUGGCUGCACUUGACCGGGAGUUCAGCCACUGGUAUGCGAGGCUGCCAGAACCGCUUCGCUGGACACCAGCCAAUAUCGCUGCGGCGCCUUUUUCUUUCUUUUUAUUGCAUCAGCAAUACCACUCCUCUCUAAUUCUUCUCCACCGGCCAUUUGCCAUGUACGAAGACCACGGCCAUCAAAACUACGAAGGUAGUGGUCCGGAUGAUCACUUUUCUGCUCUGUCUCGGACAGUCUGCACCAAGCACGCCAUUAGGGUGGCAAGGAUUUUCUGGCAACACCGUCAGCGUUUCGACACUAGACAGAUCUUCAUCACAGGCCUUCAACAUGCGGGGACCGCAGCUACUGCUCUCGUGGCGGCUCUCGCAUUCAUAAAAGACCCCGCUGACCGAAGCAACAACAUGCAAUACCUCGAAUGCCUGUCGGCUGCUCUACAAGAUAUGGCGUAUACAUACCAGCCUGCAGAACGCAUGUCUACUGUUCUACGAGCAGUUAUGGUGGAACUACGAGGCGGGCCUGUCGAGAACAACUUCAAGCUCUAUAAACCAAAAUCAGCACUCGUACCCGCUCGCCGCGGCUCUACAAAUGAUACAUCCGAUCCACCCAUGUUCAAGCGUCGACAAACCUCUCGUCCGCGAGAAAAUACCGGCAGUGCCAAGAAGAACCGUUCAACCAGCAUGAGUACCAGCAUCACCAACAUAGAUCUCUCCAUCAAGCCUCCUCCACCUCCCCACCGCUUCGAUGCCGAAACUGAGCGCUCGGACGGCUUCAUCAUGGUAACACCUCGCUCUGAAAUCUCCUCCUGGCCCAACCUCGAAACGCCCAUCGACGCCCCUCUCACCACCCCCUCUACACUCAGCACGUCCGGCCCUCGAAAUGCCUGGAUGGGUGCCGAACUCGAUCCCUUAGACAGUAUCUCACAGCUUGCCAAUGCGCAUUUCCCUACAGAGAUGCAAGCAUUGGAAGCAGGUACCGGAGAGAACAUGAGCCAUCUGGAUUAUAUGAACCUGGGAGAUGGGAAUGAGUGGAGUAGGGAGUGGAAUGCCCAGGGAGGUGCGAGUGUUGGGAGCGAUUUGGAUGGGUUCCCACCGCAGAGCAAUGGCGGCUUUGGAGUUGGAGCGUUUGGAGGGGAGAGGUUUGGGGGUAUGUUGUCCGGGUGA